Bombyx mori (domestic silkworm) is the source of this 6268-nucleotide messenger RNA. It is a transcript of the gene RIC-3, whose product is annotated as resistance to inhibitors of cholinesterase protein 3. Gene Ontology annotation, biological process: synaptic transmission, cholinergic; protein localization to cell surface. The transcript is spliced from 13 exons. The record is from RefSeq and is a predicted model, not a curated record. Gene Ontology annotation, cellular component: intracellular membrane-bounded organelle; neuronal cell body; neuron projection. NCBI's taxonomy places the organism in Eukaryota, Metazoa, Arthropoda, Insecta, Lepidoptera, Bombycidae. The coding region runs from base 1020 to 3158 and encodes 712 amino acids.
UCCAAAAUAAAUUCUGGUAAUAUUAUUUUAUUAGAUAUCUACAAAUUAACGCCCGAAUAAAUUAUCGUUUACAAUUAUGUAGGUAUACACUUUCAUUCGUAUUAUUAAUAAUAGUUAAUUUAUAUUAAAAGAUGUUUAUGUAUAAUGCUCUAAAAAGCUAUCCUCGAAAUUUAGUUUUAUAAGAUGAAAUAAAUAGGAAUACGUUUUAUCUUAACACUACCAUUCAUCCAUGUUUAUCAAUGUAAAACUGUACUUAGCAUGCGUAAAUAAUUUCUCGUUGCCACACAAGACAGCUCUAAAGCGAACUGGGGUCAAACUAUUGACCUCGUAUUGCCAAACUCACUUUUAUGGAGAAAUUGAACUUGUAUAUUAUCAUACACCUUACAGUUAUACUGACAAAUGUAGUAAAUAUCAGUGGUUUGACCGGAAAGUGCCUAAUUGUCAUGAAGCUAUUGGAACUUUUUCGUAAGCCUCAUCCAAAUGACGAGUGCUAACACAAAGUGUCUAAUUAGUAUUCAUCUGAGCGCGUGUAGUCCUCUUCGCGGUGGGGACGGGUUAUUAGCCGGCGCCGCCUCCGCGCCCAGGCAUAUUGUUCCGAGUUCUGCCCACCGAGCGCCGUACGCUCGUCUGCCAAACGUUAAUUCACUAUGUCAAUAUUGGAACUGCAGUAAGGUCUACCAGCGAUUUCACCACAAGAAGUCGAGCCGGUGGCUGGGAAGGCAAGAAGUCGGCAUAGCUGUUUGAAUAAGAUACACGGCUGUGUCACUUCGAGCCAGCUCAAUCCGCCGGCUUUCUUCAAUUUCAAGAUUUGCGGAUGCUCCCAUAUCGUGAAAAUUCGGAUCGCUCCCGCUCCCGCUGAGUUUUCGCCGGGAGAGGGCGCACCUGACAGCUGUCAAAGAAAACUUUCUUCGUAACCGGACGUGGGAGGAUUUUUAUUUUUAAUCACACACGACGAUGUUUCCGUAGAGUGUGAUCGGCUGUGUACGUGCGGGACGAAAACGAUACGAAAACACGACAAAAUGCCGACCGAGGAGGUGUUGGGUCCGCGGAAGACAAUGCUCAUACUAGUGAUUGUUGUGGGAUGUUUCGCUAUGUUGUGGCCCAGGAUCCUGUCUCCGCUGAUCUUGGGCCACACACGGGAGCAGCUGAAGCCGAACGAGUUCGACCGGGAGGCAGGAUGCUGUGAGGUAAUGUUCGGUACUGAACUGGCAGUACUGGAACUGAUAAACGAGGUUUGCAGCUCAGCAGUCCAUCUACAUAGCGGAAAGCUCUCUGCAAAUGCUGCAGCUGAAUGUAGAAAAGCUGUGAACGAGACCUGUGGUGUUGAUAUAGUAGCAUUCCUCAAACGCAGCGACAACAUAGGAAAAUCUUCUAAGAGCCUCGUUGAAACCAUGAAGAAUAGCAACAGUUCAUGCCUGAAAGAGAAUUUCGGUGUGCCGGUGAUGAAUCUAGGACCACACAUAGCUCUCAACUCAUGGACUUUGCAAGACACAAUAAAACAAGAGCGACCUCUGAUCCGCGGGGCAGGUCCUCAUCCGGCUCUCCGCGAGCGUGGUCGAGCGAUCCCACCGGGCACCGCCGCUCCAUCACGGACCAUCACGAUGCCUCCGCACGCAAGGGUACGGUCACCGCUAUCUGUGUACUUUGAACCGGAUAUCAAGCCUCCGCCGAUACCAGGGAUGCGCCCGCCAUUGGGAUCACCGGGAGGUCCCGUCGCGGCUCCUAAGACUUCGAUGGGCUUUAUAAUGCCAAUAUACACGGUUUGCAUUGUGGUCUUCUUCGUCUACACUCUAAGUAAGAUCUUAUUCAAGCGAGCUGGUACCCCCUAUGAGCCAGUCCGCCCAGACCCUUGCUUCAGACGGCGCGUAUUCCGUGACGAUUCCAGAACAUCUCCCGAUAAACUUGGACCAAAGGAACGGGACGCAAGGGACGUGGAACUGGAGGCGCUCCGUGCACGUUUGGCCGAAACCGAAAGAACGAUGCAAAGGAUUGUCGGCCAACUAGCGCAACGCGAUGCGGAAGCUGCAGAGAAUCCCUCUCGGUCUUAUACGAAUGGCACCGUCUUGCAUAACGUCGGUCCAGUUCAUAUCGUGACCAGUGAAUAUCGCGAAACUUCCGAAGAGAGAGAACGAGAACCGUCCCCACUAAAAGAAGCCAGCCCUGAAAAAACACAGACACCGUCGGAACCUCCAAAAUCCGAACCGACAGAUGAUACUCCCGAACAUGAGCAAUCAGCUGAACCGGCCACUGAUGAAGAUGAUCUGAGAUUAAGUUCACUGCCAAAAGAAUCAUCACCGGAAAAAGAUGAUACAGUGCAAGAAGAAGUCGACAAAUCAAACGAAACAACGACACGCGUAAAUGAAACUGAUAAAGAUGAUGAAACGCCAGCUAAUGAUAGAAAAACUGAAGUGAUUGAUGAGGUACAAACCGCCGAAACAGAACUGAGACCAGAAAUCGAAGUGGAACCGAAAGAGAAUGAUCUAUUGAAAUUGACUGGAAAUGGUCACGUAGUCAAAGAUAAUAUUUCUAACAUAACAGAAGAUUUUCUUAAUGAAGCUAAAACUUUAGAAGAAAACAAAAAGACGGAAGAUCUUCUGGAGGAAGCCAUCAAAGACGAAUCGGAAGAGGAACAAGACAACGGAAGUGUGAAGGUGGUAGGCAUGGAGCUAACAACGCACGUAGCUGACGGUGGAGCGUGGCAUAGGCCUUCGUCUCCGGCGACACCGACUCCGGCGCCUUCGCCCCUAACGCAAGCUCGACCGCAUGAGGCAGAGGAGGUCAAGUCGAUAUAUCUAGAGGCAGAGAUUCCUCAGAAGUCUCGAGUGCUCGUCGCUGACUUUGGCGAGGAUAGACCGGAGGGACAGACGCCGGCCAGCGAUACGAUGGUGGUGAGCGGUAAAAUGACUCUCUCUCUGAUACAAGACGAGCCUAGAGAGACGCCGGAAAGGGAUCCAGAAUCAACAGUGGAUGAGUUCACGACGGCUAGCGCGGUUACGCAGCCGGCUCCCGAGAACCAACCCGAAGAAGAUUCAGAAGAGGAAGAAAUCGAAGAAGAGAUAGAAAUAGAAGAGAUCGAGGAGGAAGUGGAAGAGGAAGAGUUGGAUGAAAACGAAUUAGUUCCGGCGAAAUUGGAGAAUGGGCCAAAACAUACCGAAUAAAGAUGUUGCAAGCAAUGUUUGUCUGGAACCCCUUAAAGUCGUUUCUCUUUGCGAUCUGAUCAUAUUGGCUAUGGUAUUGCGAUGAUGCACAGAUUAGCCAAUGAAGAAAGUUUAUUGUUUUUAGUAAAAACACCAAGACAAAGAAAUAUUUAUUGACUUACAAAAUGAAAAGAAUGAAGCGGUUUUAAGGGUUUAAAAUUUUUAUAAUGUUCAUGAUUAAAUAACAAACAGUAAUCUGUCUUCUUCUUUUAUGUACAAAUGUGGCAAGCGAAAAAGCGACAGAGAAUCCUGUCCAAUACAUUAGCUAUGUUCUUGCUCUUCGUAAUGCCUCUCUCAAAAAAUAAUAAAACAUCCCUUUGAAUAUUAAUUUAAAUAAAAUUGUUCUUGAGCUAUAUUAUUUCCAUUUCAUUCUCAAAUGUUUCGAAAAUAAUUUAAGAACUGAAUAGAAGAUACAUGCGUAUAUUGUGAUAACAUUAAAGUGACAUUGAUUAUCUAUGGUCUUUCUGUAGUCUCUAGUAUUUCCAUAAACAAUUUAAUUAAUUAUCGUGUGUGUGUCUGUGUACUUUUUAUUUUCGAUUUGAACGUAUUUUUAGACGAAAAUAUUAUAAGAUUAAAAUAUAUAAGAUCAGUUGUUUAACGGAUAAUAGUUUUAUUGUAACAGUACCAUUUUUUAUUCGCGCAUAAUAUUCUAAAGAACAAUGCUAUGGGAAUUUAGUCGCAUUAUGGCUUCAUAUUUAUUUUUUAAUGUUGCAGAUUGAUUUUAAUGGUUAACAUAAUUUAAGCAUUGAUACAAAUAUAUUGUUAUUGGAAAGAUGAUAUUUGGUGACGGAAAGUAAUGUUUUUUUUUUAAAUUCAACAAGUAACCUCCUUAAAACGUUUGUUCGAUACUCUCGUGCCAAAUUUACGUCAUAAACAGAUUUAUCUCUCAAAAAAUAAGCUCUAAAUUUGCACAUACCCAUUAUAUUCAAUUUAGUAUAUUGUGAUUAUAUUUGCGAGAUGGGAAACUUAAUAGUAUGCCCAAAGAAUAUAGCGUGUACUCGUAACUACAUAAAAGUUAUGAUUGUUUGUUUAAAAGUGGCACAUCCGACGUUUUGCUAUGCGAGUAGUAUAUUUGUCCAACUUUCAGUGUUGACCCGUUUUAUUACUGAAUGUUUUGGCCCAAGGCGCAAGGUACCUUCUAUUUAAGUAGGUAAUUAAUAAGUAAAAUUUUAAAUUAAAACACAUUAUCGUACAUUUAAUGAACCUUUAUCCAUGUUUUACUCGAUUUCUUCCAAACGUUUGGCCAAAUUUUUUAUAUUUCUAUUCUUUGUUAUGGAAUUAAUAUUGUGGAACAGAUGAAAGCUAGUUUUUUGCGUCCAUUUAAAUUUAGAUUAUUAAAAUGUCUCAAUGUCAGAGAAAUGUAAUUUGAUUGGUGUUCGAAGUGAAAUAUUAAAUUUUAUAUAAAUCUUUUGUAUUUUUUUGGAAAGUUCUUGGUAUGAUUUGUAUCUUUAGAAAAAUUUCCUACGCGAAAUUUGGACUUAAAAGACAAAAAUUAAUAAAAUUAAUCGAAAACGUAGGUACAUACCACAGCUCAUAGAUGUUUUUAUUUUUUCACGUAAAUAAAGUUAGGUACUUUUUUUAAACUAGUAGCCAUUUCGCGCCUAAAUCACUCGAAAGUUUUGAUGGUUUUUUUAUAAAAAUAAAAAAGAUGCGUGAAUAUUUAUUUUGAAAUUUUUCUAAUCAAAUAGAGAGUAGUUUUUGGCAAAAAUAUUCAAUCUUUAUUCUCAACUCUGCAGAUAUAAAAAGACAAUUAAAUAUGAAUGGUAUAAGUAAAUAAAAUUGUUUCCGUUGUGACAUAAAUCUCGUAUUCUUAAGAACGUCAUUUAUGGAACUUUAUGGAACAUUUGUUAAGUAAGUAUUUCAUCAGAAAAAUUGGUACUCGCCUGCAAGAUUCGAACACCGGUGCAUCGCUACAUACGAAUGCAACCGGACGUCUUAUCCUUUAGGCCACGACGACUUAAUACACACACUACAAGCUUAGCAUAACUGCGCGCAUAGAUUUUACCAUUCACGCAACAACAACAAAAUCAGCUUUCCCCGAAUGUCUCUGUAAAAGGCCUCUUAAAUUCAUCGUAGUUUGAUUGCAUUUAAGUUAUUGUUACACAUUUACGAGAUUGUUGUUGAGGUAAUUGUUGACGAGUGUUUUUAUUAUUUUGUCAUUUCCGAUUUUUUAAUUUCUUAUUAUAGAUCUAUCAAAACAAAAGUUUAUUCAAUCACCAUCCGUUCUGUGAGCUAAAAGCACUUAAACAUCCCAGUACUAAAUUUUAAGGAGGAUAUUAUUAAAUCUUGACAAUUUAAAGCUUACGGGCCAAGCUGCCGAGAACCUUUCCGCUUUUUAUUAUUUAUAAUGCAUCUAUUAACACAUAUAUUUAUAGAACACACGAAACAUUUUAAAAUUAUCACGAUUCACAGCUUAGAGUAAUUUCAAAUGGACACAAUAUCUAAUGUCCGACAUUUAUGGAUUUUUUCAAUGAAGAAAUAAAUUAAGUACAUACCUAACGGUGGUUUAAUUUACAUAUCCGUUAAUGACCACUAUCCAAGAUUUGAACACAUUAUAAACUGUAUUUGAGUUUGUAUAUCCAUGUCUUACAUAAAAGUGAACAUAUUACAGUACCUAUAUAUUUUAUAUUUUUUGUAAAAAUUAACGUAAAAAAGGAAACUGGAAUCAGUGAAAUAUAAUAUCUCUAGAAAAAAAAAGAUCAGAUUCGAUUUUCUGCUUCUAAAAUCGAGACUCAUUAACGUUCGUCUGUGAACAGGCAAUCUAAAGCAAAGGGUUAAAUCGCGUCCCGCCGCACCAUGGGUCAUUGACCAUGGGCGUUGGCCGUUGUAAUUGUUAAAUUCGUAUACGGUAAAAAACAAUUUUAUAUAUAUCGCGAUGUUUGUAAUGACUCUGAUGUUGGUUUUCGGUUUCCCGUAUACAUUAUUCAUACCAGUAAAUGUGUACACUCAUACUAUAUUAUCAUAUCAUUCCUUUAAUAAUUCAUUCAAGGGUUUUUGUUAAAACAUUUAUUUUUGUUAACGCUUCUGUUUUUUGUUUUUAGUUGUUAAGUUAAUAAAUAAUGUGGAAUUAA